Pisolithus orientalis is the source of this 1419-nucleotide messenger RNA. RefSeq lists its product as uncharacterized. The transcript is spliced from 6 exons. The record is from RefSeq and is a predicted model, not a curated record. The coding region runs from base 1 to 1419 and encodes 472 amino acids. Lineage: Eukaryota; Fungi; Basidiomycota; Agaricomycetes; Boletales; Pisolithaceae.
AUGGGGGUGCAUGUAGUAAUGUUUGCUUCCCAUGAGACCCCAGAUGCUCAGAUCAAGAUGGCUAUUUUGGAGACAGCACCCCCUGAUGGCAAGAAGGCCUUCUCUGUGUCUUUGGAGCCCACCAAGGAUUGGGUGCUGAAAGGGGAGCAAAUGUUAACAGAUUAUCUUUUGACUGAACCUGGUGAAGAAGAUUUGAAUGACAAGAAGCAAGCAGUGGAAAUAGCCCUGGAUGAUGAAGGAAACCCCCAGGUGCCAGCUUUUACUGGGCAGAAGCUGAAGGCCCAGCAGAGUUUGGCUAGAGCUGUCUUCCAAGCAGCCUAUGCAAAGUUUACCAGGAAGCCAAAGGCCAAGAUGGAUUUUGUGAUGAAGGAUCCUUCAAAAUGGACCAAGGCUGACCUUAGGUUGCUUUGGAAUCAUUGGCAUUCCCUAGAGAAUGAGGAUAAGGUGAUCAUUUCAUUUAUCAAUUGCAAAAAGGACAACAAGCCUUUGGGAAGGCCCUUUAACCAGAAAACCAGCAGGGAAAAAAGAGUGUGGGUGAGCCCUGACAAUGACAAUGAAGCUGGGGGGGAGCCCAGUGGAGUGGCUGGGGCAUCAGACUCAGAGGCAGAGCUGGAAACUGGUGGGGCAAGGCCAUGCAAGGUAACUCCAGUUGUCCAGGAAGAUAGGCUUGACUCUGGGGCCUCCUCAUCUCAAAAUACCCCUCAUGACUCCAGUCCUGCUUGGCAUGCCAAUGGGGACCAGAUGAAAUUUUUAAAGACCCCUUCCAUCAUGCCCAGGUACCAGGAUCUCAUUGAUCUUGUAUAUGCCUUACCAGAGACAGAACCUGAUAUGGAACCCAGGGUAGGGUUGCCUGAAUGGGCAUCAUGGACUUGGAGUGCCCAGUAUCUGCCCCAAGAGAUCCAUGCCAAUGGGGGUUCCUUCUGGAAGGCACUGGGUCAAUUGCAAUCCCAGAGGUUUACUUCCAGGGUGAAAGGUCUUCCUGUGGUACUCAGAUUUGGUAUGUUGUGGAGGGAGUGUAAGAGGGCACAGGAAGUAGAAGAGGAUGACCCAGAAGUUGCUAAUCUGGGUUUCUUGCUGGACUCUAAGCUUGAUAUCAGCAGAGGCAAAGAUGUUAUGGCCACAGUGGGGGUGGUAAUUGCAAGGUUGGUGCAAAAUUCUGGUGACUCAGAGGAACAGGGAGGCUCUGGGCAAAAAACUGGUGGAGAUGCAGAGCACUCUGGUGACAGUGGGAGGGAUGGUGAGGAAAAGGAACCAGAGGAUACACCCCAGGAGAAAAGGAAAAGGAAAAGGGGAGGCAGUGGGAAUGUUGAGAGGAAGAAGAAGAAGAUGAAAAAGGGGGGUUCAAGGGAAGAUGGGGUUCAGGAGAAAGAGGGCAAGAGACCAAGCAGACAUCAGCAACCAACCAAGAGACAUCAGUAA